UUCUCCGCGUGAGAAGUUGACUGUUAUUUAAAUGAGUCACUGAUUGUUGGGACCAACUGACAGCUCAGCAAACAACGUGCUUACAGUCAGUCAGUCAGCUAGCGCUGCUCUUUAGUUACGUAGUACUUCAUUGAUUCCUCCAAGAACAUCGUGAUUGCAGCAGCAUUCCUCUUAGCUUAGCGACCAACAUGUCAAAGUCAGCCGACCACGGGACUUUUAUGUAUUUUGCUUUUGGCAGCAACUUGUUGAAGGAAAGACUGCAGGCGGCCAACCCUUCUGCUACCUUCUUCACCACCGCCACACUCAAGGACUACCAGCUGGAGUUCGGCGUGUGCGAGGGCAUCGUGGGCAACAUCUGGCACGGGGGCGUGGCCACCAUCCGCCACAGUCCCGGCUCGGAGGUGUGGGGCGUGGUCUGGAGCAUCAGCAACCGCAACAAGGACACGCUGGACGAGCAAGAAGGCGUGAGUAAAGGUGUGUACUCUCCCCUGGACGUGUGGGUGGAGAGUGGUGAUGGUGGCACACCUACCAGGUGCAGGACCUACCAGCUCAACAACUUCCAGCCCUGUCCUCCCUCCCCCCCCUACAAACAUGUGGUGUGUUGUGGGGCCCGGCAGCAGGGCCUCCCAGUGGAGUACUGUGAGCGCCUGCAGGCCCUGGAGACCAACAACUACACGGGGCCGUCCUUCCUGGACCACAUCAGACACACCCUCACCGGCUUGGAACAUCCAACCUUUAUUGGCUAACAAGGUGUGCACGUGCAGAGACUGCAGAAAGGAGCAGAUGGAAGAAUAAUAUUCUUAUAUUUAUCUGCCCCCUUUUUUUGAACACAGUUAUUAGAGAUGACAUCAUCACUGUUCCCUCCACUCCACCAACUCCAACACACUUUUACAUUCUCCUUCAAGCAUUUUCACAAAGACGCGUCCAAUCAAAAAGUCAAAAAUCAGUUUUGCUAGAAUCGCAGUCGUCUCUUUUUCCAUUGAAAACUGCCAUUUUGAAGUCUUUCUUGAGAUGAUUUCAUGCC
This is a messenger RNA of Entelurus aequoreus (snake pipefish), 1024 nucleotides long. RefSeq names its product gamma-glutamylcyclotransferase-like. The transcript has 5 exons. NCBI's taxonomy places the organism in Eukaryota, Metazoa, Chordata, Actinopteri, Syngnathiformes, Syngnathidae. Gene Ontology annotation, molecular function: gamma-glutamylcyclotransferase activity. The record is from RefSeq and is a predicted model, not a curated record. Bases 189 to 746 code for a protein of 185 amino acids.